Mus caroli (Ryukyu mouse) is the source of this 1011-nucleotide messenger RNA. The record is from RefSeq and is a predicted model, not a curated record. Lineage: Eukaryota; Metazoa; Chordata; Mammalia; Rodentia; Muridae.
CAUGCCUGACCGGUGCGAGAGCUGGACCUGGCCAAAGGUGGGCCGGGGUUGAAAGAAGCGGCCUGCAUGACCCGCCGGGACCCCACCCCAUCGCCUGGAAGAGCCCACUCUCCCUGGAAGGAAGACCAUCCCUGAAGAGGAUGAGUGAGACGUUAUGGGCCACGCACUGUGUGUCUGCUCCCGGGGAACUGUCAUCAUUGACAAUAAGCGUUACCUCUUCGUCCAGAAAUUGGGGGAGGGGGACCUGAAGCCCACCAAUAUUUUGCUUGAUGAUGAGGGGCAGCCAGUUUUAAUGGACUUGGGUUCUAUGAAUCAAGCAUGCAUUCAAGUGGAGGGCUCUCGCCAGGCACUAGCUCUUCAGGACUGGGCAGCUCAGAGGUGCAGCAUCUCCUAUCGGGCACCUGAACUUUUUUCUGUGCAAAGCCACUGUGUCAUCGAUGAGCGGACUGAUGUCUGGUCCCUAGGCUGUGUGCUUUAUGCCAUGAUGUUUGGGGAAGGCCCUUACGAUAUGGUGUUCCAGAAGGGUGACAGUGUGGCCCUUGCUGUGCAGAAUGAACUCAGCAUUCCACAAAGCCCCAGGCAUUCUUCAGCAUUGCGACAGCUAUUGUCUUCUAUGAUGACUGUGGACCCCNAGAAGCGGCCUCACAUCCCUGUCCUCCUCAGUCAGUUGGAGGCAUUGCAGCCACCAGCUCCUGGCCAGCACACCACCCAAAUCUGAUCAAAUCAGUGGACAUAUUAUUGGGAAGAUGACCUUGAAGUGGCUCUCAUCCCUCAUUGGAACUCCNUCCAUUCUUCCAGGAUGGCUCUCACAGCUAGUGGCAAGGAUGGUGGGUCCUUGUAUAUUNUACUUUCUUACCCCAAUACCUGGGCAAGGAACCUAGGGUGAGUUGGGGGAAAAUGAAACAGAAAAUAUGGCUCAAAGCUGGGCUGCUGGGUGCACAGCUUGUUCUGUUUCCAGAUCUGGGAGCAGGAGAAUACAUAAAAAGGAGAAUAAAGUGAAAACAGACUGUG